AUGGCCACAGCAGACACCACCACCACCACCACCACCACCACCACCACAACGAAAGAGCAGCAGACGUUGGCCACGCGCGCGCUGUUUGGAGGGCGGUUGCCCUGGGACGAACCGAGCAGCGAAGAUGAUGCGGCAGUUGCGCGCCUUCCGAAACUGCCCAAGCUCACCAUCGACGACGACGAUGAGCGCAAACACGACAGCAGCAGUCGCGGUGCCGCCACGACCACGGCCAGCAGUCAAGACUUGGCGCAGCUUGGUGAUGCGAACAGCAAUGGUGUUGUUGCGGACAGCGCCAUCUCCGCACCUCGCCGCCGUCGCAAGCGCAAGGGCGCACCGCGAGAAAAGCGCGCCAACCCAGAGCCCGCCUCAACUUACACCGUCGCGACAACAACGACCAGCAGCAGCAGUGGCAGGAGCAUACCUGCACCCGUCAAGAUGACGUGCAAUCUCCCUUCCUGUCGUCGCAGCCAGUGGAUCAUUGGCGAGGCUGACCUCAAGGCCAUUUCGCGCUCAAUGACUCGAGAGCGGGUGAAGGAUUACUACUGUUGGUACCAUCCGUCUCUGGACGUGCGCGCCUCAUGUAAGGGCGCCCUCGCCGACGUAAAGCGCUCUACUCCAGGGUGCCGGCGCAGCCUCUUCUGCUGGAAACUCCACAGGCACCCGGGCAGGUGCAGCGAAAGUCUGAAUCAGCGCAUUGUAGGCAUGUUUGCCAAGACCAAAGAGGAGCAAUUGAAGCUGUUGUCUCAAUACCUGCAAGUGAACAUCUCUUCGGAGUUUGACAAGGAGAACAUGACAUUCAACUUGAAGGAUGCAACACCUGACGCCAAGCCAAAGGCACAGCGACGGACCAGGAAGAAGACCCACAGCACACGAGCAAGGCGCGUGCGCCGCAAGCUUGACGUCAUCAGUUCACCCAACAGGCAAGGAGAGCAGCAACUGGAGCCUCAACCAAGGCCAGCAGUGUACUCCGCAAAAGAGGCAGCGGCCGCACUCAUGGGCAGCACCACCGAGUUUCGGAAUGGGACAGGCAACGCAAUUGCUUCCCCACCUACAACUGCAUCGACCAACGCAACGGCCAGCGCCCAUCUGCAAGCACGACCGAGAACGCCUAUGUCCCAGAUCCUGGAGCCCUCCAAUGUGCUGGGCUUGAGCACGCCGCCGCCCUUGCCGUCCUAUAGUAUGCAGUACCGCGGUACUCCCGGCAACUACACGCAUCUGCUCUCGUCCCAGUCCCCGCUUUCGCAGUCGUUUGCCGCCAGCACAAGCCUUGACACCUCCACCCUUCAAGUGCGUGGUAUGAUGUGUUUGUUCUUCGCACUUUGA
This is a messenger RNA of Salpingoeca rosetta, 1323 nucleotides long. RefSeq lists its product as uncharacterized. Bases 1 to 1323 code for a protein of 440 amino acids. The record is from RefSeq and is a predicted model, not a curated record. Lineage: Eukaryota; Choanoflagellata; Craspedida; Salpingoecidae. The transcript is spliced from 3 exons.